Molecule: messenger RNA, 511 nt
Organism: Stomoxys calcitrans (stable fly)
Lineage: Eukaryota; Metazoa; Arthropoda; Insecta; Diptera; Muscidae
Gene: UQCR-Q
Product: cytochrome b-c1 complex subunit 8
Exons: 3
Coding region: 133-402 (89 amino acids)
Biological process (GO): mitochondrial electron transport, ubiquinol to cytochrome c
Source: RefSeq, a predicted model, not a curated record
UUCCUUGCUUGUUUCCAACUGUCAAAAUUGUAAAAAUCUCAAUAGGUGUUUGUGUAAGCGUGUGGAGAGCGAAGGAUUUUGCUGUGAAAUUUUGUCGUUUUAAGAGACAGAGACCACUACCAAAGGAGAAAAAUGCGUCUAACAAAUAUCCUCAAUGGCCAACAUUUUGGUAACCUUGCCAAGGUCCAUGGCAUUGUCACGUACAAACUUUCCCCCUUUGAGCAACGCGCCUUUGCUGGUGCCAUCUCGCAUGGUCUCCCCAACAUUUUCCGCCGUGUCCGCUCCAACAUCUUUACCGUAGCACCACCUUUCAUUGUUGGAUAUUUGGUCUACAACAUGGUUGAAGCUGAGCAUCAUCAUUUAAGCCGCAAAAAUCCAGCUGAUUUCGCCAAUGAUGAAUAAACAGUUCAUUAUGCGUAUUUUCGCUAGUAUAAUUCUGUAAUAAACUACCAUUUUAAAAACGAUGUCGUGACAAGAUGAGAUAGGUCAAUAAAUCCUUGGAAAAUAUAAA